This is a messenger RNA of Parnassius mnemosyne (clouded apollo), 399 nucleotides long. NCBI's taxonomy places the organism in Eukaryota, Metazoa, Arthropoda, Insecta, Lepidoptera, Papilionidae. The record is from the annotation of a GenBank genome assembly.
AUGGUAACCCUGAUUACAAAGUCUCCUUUCGGAGAGAAAGUUCUAAUUCAUAUUGCGCGUAACAAAAGUGUGUGGUUCCAAAACAGACGCGCAAAAUGGCGGCGGCAGGAGAAGAUGGAGGCAGCGAGGCUGGGGCUUGCGGAGUACGGGUCGCCUGUGCCGCGACUCGGCCUUGGCCUGCCUGUAGACCCCUGGCUGGCACCUCCCCUGCUCUCGGCGUUACCUGGGUUCCUCAGCCACCCGCCGUCCGGCUACCCGAGCUACCUGACGCCGCCCGCGCCGCCCGCGCCGCCCGCGGCCGCCCCCGCGCCCGACCCGCGCUCCUCCUCCAUCGCAGCGCUGCGCAUGAAGGCGAAGGAACACGUCGAUUCCAUCACCAAGGGAAUGCAAAUGGUCUAA